AUGUCUUUGAAACAGGAAAUUGAGACGUGGGUCUCUGCCCUUGGUCGUUACGAUAACAAUGAAUUUGAUGAAGCGUUGAAGGAGUUUGAUGGCAUUGCAGAUACCUCAAAGAUUCUCUUCAAUUGUGGUGUUAUUCAUGCGACAUUGGGGGAACAUGAGAAAGCGGUCGAAUGUUAUCAAAAAGCCGUUCGUCUGGACCAAUAUCUAGCCGUAGCAUAUUUUCAACAAGGUGUCUCGAAUUUCUUGGUUGGCGAUUUCGAGGAGGCUUUGGCAAACUUCAAUGAUACCUUACUAUACUUGAGAGGAAACAACAUGAUCGACUAUGCUCAACUUGGUCUUCUAUUCAAACUGUACUCGUGCGAAGUGUUAUUUAAUCGUGGGUUGUGCUACAUAUAUCUACAACAGAAGGAAGCAGGACUGCAGGAUUUCUCCUUCGCUGUGAAAGAGAAGGUUGUUGAGGAUCACAAUGUUAUCGAUGAGGCAAUUCGCGACGAAGCCGAGGGUUACACCGUUUUCUCAAUUCCCGUAGGAGUUGUUUACAGGCCCAAUCAAGCGAAGGUCAAGAACUUGAAGACAAAGGAUUAUCUGGGCAAAGCACGUUUAGUUGCAGCUUCAGACCGUGCAAAUGCUUUUACUGGAUUUGCUGGUUCAGAGAUUAAGAAUGCUGGUAUAAUCCAACCCAAGGAUGACCGUCCGACGGAGAAUCUUUCAUACGCAGCGGCAAACCUUGUAAAGCCAGGUUUGGCCAGCAAAAGACAACAAUCAGAGCCACCUCUGAACCGAAAUGUUUUCCCACCCACACCACCUCCUGAGGCAGAGAAGGCUUCUGGACCUCCACCCAUGAGUCGCGGAGCUUCUGUUCGGAACGGACCUAAACCCAUGCCGCCUAAACUCAACAUCGAAAGAGCACGUCCUAAUGAAGGUUAUGAGAUUCGUGAACGUGAUGAUGCAAGAAGCCCUCCAGAUGCGCGACCCACCAGACGUGGAACUCAAAGAACAGCAUCAGAACCAAGGGGACCAUCGCAAAUGCAAUACUCCAACAAAAGAUCCGAAUCACGUUCAAGACAACCACAGCCACCAAGACGAAUGCAAUCAACGCAAGAGGAAGAUGAUGACUACCCGGAGGACCUCUACGAUAUGUACAGCUCCCCAAAUCAAAGAUCGAAUAACUCUAGACGCAAUACCCGGAAUAGAUAUAUCGAAGAAGAAAGUGAAUACGCAAGCGACUACGAUGAAGGCUCUUUUGACGAAGAUGAGUUCGAAAUGGUCUCUAGUCGUCCGCCUCCUAGAUCCCGCACAACAUCCUCAAUUAAUGGUGGUAAUGCUCGAGCUGGUUCUCGUCAACCUGAUAUUCGCAAAGUUCGUGUGAAGGUCCACGCCGAGGAUGUACGAUAUGUUAUGAUAGGCUCGGCUAUCGAAUUCCGCGAUUUUCAAGACAAGAUAAAGGAAAAAUUUGGGCUGCGUGAUCGAUUUAAGAUUAAAGUUCGUGAUGAGGAUGUUCCUAAUGGCGAUAUGAUUACAAUGGGUGAUCAGGAUGAUUUGGAUAUGGUUUUGAUGAGUGUGAAAUCAAAUGCAAAGAGAGAACGAUUGGACAUGGGAAAGAUGGAAAUUUGGGUAGUAAAAGCAUGA
Botrytis porri is the source of this 1629-nucleotide messenger RNA. RefSeq lists its product as uncharacterized. Bases 1 to 1629 code for a protein of 542 amino acids. The transcript is spliced from 6 exons. Lineage: Eukaryota; Fungi; Ascomycota; Leotiomycetes; Helotiales; Sclerotiniaceae. The record is from RefSeq and is a predicted model, not a curated record. Gene Ontology annotation, molecular function: protein binding.